Messenger RNA from Arachis duranensis, 1625 nucleotides. RefSeq lists its product as uncharacterized. The record is from RefSeq and is a predicted model, not a curated record. Bases 474 to 821 code for a protein of 115 amino acids. Lineage: Eukaryota; Viridiplantae; Streptophyta; Magnoliopsida; Fabales; Fabaceae. The transcript has 3 exons.
UAAAAAACCCUAAUUUCCAAAAUUUAAAACCCUAAACACCCCCUCACUGAGCACACAACCCCCACUCAUAAACGUAACACAUACACACACACGGACAAGAGAGGAGGAAGGAGAAGAGGACGCCGCCGGCGGGUUAGGUGCCGCCGUCGCCGUCGUUGCCAAGCCCGAAGGAGAAAGAGAGUCCGCAAAGGGAGAGUGAGGGACGGAGAAGAGAAGCCGCGCUAACCCCGCAACGCCACUGCGUCGUCGCCUCCGUUGAGCGGUCGCCAUCAUCGUGCGAGAAAGGAGAAGGAGCCGUCGAGGGGUCGCUGAGCCGCUGCCGUCGCCGUCGCGUUCGUUUCUGUCACAGAAGCUUCCAUUUCCGUCACUUUCAUGUUGCGGAGAGAAAGAACUACGCAUGAGUCAGGGGCCAGGGAAAGGGAGCCACCGCCGUUGCAUCCUGGCUACGCCGCCGUUCAAUUCGUUGUUUCAUCAUGGCCAUGGAGAGGAACGUGAAUGGAAAAGGAAACAGGGAAGCUGCUACUUGGGAUUUGAGGAAAACGGCUCUGUUCUGCCUCGCCUCUAGGUUCUGCAAGUUGCCGGAGUCCUCAGCCGCCGGGAACCAGCACUGGAGCUACCCAGAAUCACUACUGCUGCUGCCAUGGGAGCUGGUAUUGGAACCACUGAUGGAGCUGCUGUGUUUAGUGAUUUUCGCGAGUUGUGACAUCGAGAUAUCAAGUGAAGAAGCUAUAGAAACUGCAAAGCAACUAAUGCUUAAAGAAGGCCUGUUUGUAAGUUCCCUAAUAAGAUGCAGAAGACGAGCGAGAAACUUUUUUGGUUGAUGAAGAUGAUGAAGACAAUGACGGGAAUGGGAAUGCCAUUGGUGAGUGGGGAUAUCUGUGCAAUUUAAACAGUUUUGGAAGUGGAGAGCAUCGCCACAAGGGUAGGACAAGUGAGGAGCAGAAGAACAAGGAUAGGACAAGUGAGGAGCAUCGACGGCUGCAGAUUCUCGAACCGAAAUCAAGGGUUGAUAUCGGUUCUUUUCCCUAGGUCUCCACGUAGGGUUGAUAUCAAUUCAAUUUCAGUUUCCAGCAAAGGUUAAAAAUAUCUCUGCUUAGGGUUUUAGCACUUUACAAAGGUACUCUCCCAGGCUCCAAUUCUCUUCUUUUUCUUCUUCACUGUGCUGCUCUUGUUUAUAUUUUUUUAAUCUCCACCUUGUUCUUUCUUCAUCUUUCGAUUCAAUUUAUUGUUGUUUAUAUUUUUUAAUCUCCGCACUUGACAAGUUGAGAAUUAUCUUGCUAUGCUACCUAUGAUAUUGAUAUAUCUCUUUUCGUUUUGGUUUUCAAUCUGCUGGUUUUAUUUCAUUGGUUAUUGCAAGGGUUUGAUCAAGGAGCUUGAAAUUUGAUUGAUAAAUAGCUCUCUGAAACUAAUAGUUAGGUAAUGAAGCGUUAAAAAUGGCUGGCUUUUGAAUUUAUGUUAUUGAUUAGGACAAGAACAAUGAAAUGAUUUUAUAUAGUUUGAGUGUAACAAGCUGAAGUAAAUAAUUUUUCUUUCUGCACUUCUUUGUUUUUCGUCUCAUAUGUGUCGACAAUCUGGUUUUUUGUUGUUGAAAUACCAUAUAUAGAACAUAAUAAUAAUAAUCAAGG